Molecule: messenger RNA, 1438 nt
Organism: Trichoplusia ni (cabbage looper)
Lineage: Eukaryota; Metazoa; Arthropoda; Insecta; Lepidoptera; Noctuidae
Exons: 7
Coding region: 16-1239 (407 amino acids)
Biological process (GO): sensory perception of smell; detection of chemical stimulus involved in sensory perception of smell
Cellular component (GO): plasma membrane
Molecular function (GO): olfactory receptor activity; odorant binding
Source: RefSeq, a predicted model, not a curated record
UUAUAAAAUACAAUUAUGGAGGAUCUGCAAACCUUAGCGGCUGCAGAAACUCUUUAUGAGCAAAGCAAAACCACAGACUUCUUCUACAAAAUCUACUUUAUUGUCUACAUUUUUGGUUUACCAAAUUAUUGGAUCGAAGAUUUGAAGUUGCCCACCAGAUUUGUGAGAGUAUACGACCGCUUUACGAUGUUCAACAACGCUUUGAUAUUUACUCUCAUUUGUACGGAACUGCUGGCGCCAUUUACUCAGCACAAUCUCUCUCAGAAGCAGCAAUCUAACUUCCUGAUAUACUGCAUAUCUCAUCCUAUGCUGUACGGCUUCCGCGUGAUCAUGGCCACACACCAGAAGAAGGUUAAGACCUUGCUGUACAGCCUGACGGUUGUUCUGAAGCGGGUGCACAACGACCCCGAGGUGGAAAAACAGAUGAUACACAGCGCUGUCAUGUACCUGUUCGCUUUGUGUUUUAGCUGUGCCUUGUCUAUGUUUAUGUACACUUUUGAUGCUAGCUGGGAGAUGGUCAGACACAACGCUACUUUCACGACGCUCGUAACUGCUUACCCUGACGUGGAAGACAGGUCUGAGUUAGCCUCCACAGUCAGAAUUCUAACCUACAUUGUUUGGUGGAUAUUUUUCUCAAGAAUCAUCGGGGUAUACAUUCUGGUGAUUCCACUAGCUACUUGUCUUAGCUACCAGUUCAAGAACCUGCAGAGCUAUUUUCUAAGUCUCGCUGAUAUUUUUGAAAGAGAGGAUCUGAGUCAAUCUCUGAAGGAGGAACAAUAUGAAGAGAGAUUCAAAAUCGGUAUUAGGAUGCAUUUGGAGACUCUACGAUGUACGAAGCUGACCCAAACAGUAUGCAAUGGCGUAUACAGUGGACAAAUUAUCUUCAACAUCUUAAUUCUAGUGGCAUUGAUGUCCCAAAUGGCGAAUUCCGAGCGUACCCUUGUGAACAUUUGCUCAACGGUGUUCACUGCCACUGCUGUGCUUGUAAGUACUGGCUUCUACAUGUGGAACGCUGGAGACGUAACCGUCGAAGCUUCUCAUCUGGCCACGGCGAUGUUUUUCUCUGGAUGGCACCAGUGCGGGACGGCCUCGCGUCGCGUUAGGAAACUGCUAGUCAUCACCAUAGCACACGCUCAGAGACCUGUUGUAUUGAAAGGGCUCGGAUACAUUAGCCUCUCAUAUGAAUCUUACAUCAAGAUUGUAAAGUCAUCUUAUUCAGUUUUUUCAGUGAUUUUUUAAGUUGUAAACUUCUUCAAAACCACAAGUUUGUCCGCGGAGUGCACAACCCCAAACAAAAAUUAUAAUAAAUCAGGCAAUCAGCUACUGUUUGCGCAUAAUUAUACUUAAAUUAUUAUGCUGUAAAAUUAUUCGUUCUGAUAAAUGUAAAUCCAUAAUGAUAAUACGACACUGCUAAUAAAGCAAAAUUUUAUUCACCAAA